Messenger RNA from Mixia osmundae IAM 14324, 1629 nucleotides. RefSeq lists its product as uncharacterized. The coding region runs from base 1 to 1629 and encodes 542 amino acids. The record is from RefSeq and is a predicted model, not a curated record. The transcript has 2 exons. Lineage: Eukaryota; Fungi; Basidiomycota; Mixiomycetes; Mixiales; Mixiaceae.
AUGCUGUCCUUCAUGGACAAGAGUCGCUUGACGAUCCAGCAUGAGCCAGAGAUUCACUUCAUUCGGCCACUGACGGCAUCAGAGAUUGGCUCUUCUGCACCGAGGCAGGACUCUGUCUGCUCUGGUUCGCUCAUCUUGACGCUGUCCAAGGACAAGGAGUUGCCCGUGCCGACAGCGAUCAGCAGCAAAGGCAAGGAGCCCGGCAAGAUCACGGUCUCCAUCGUCGGACAGGCAGACGUCGCCUUUGGAGAGUUGCCGUACGAGAGUGCGACGAUCUAUGACAACAGUGUGACCUUGUCUGCCAUCGAUGCUACACAGGCCAACGCGCGCGGUGCCGUCGUGCUCAGGCAGGGCGAUCACACCUUUGACUGGUCUUUUAUCAUUCAAAGCAGUAUCGCGCCUUACGAAAGGAGCCGGUACGGCAGGAUCACCUAUUGGAUCAAAGCAGUCGCAUGCGGCAUGGGCCCGCUGGGCUCAGACUUGACCGCCACCAGACGACUCGCCUUCAUAGCCAGUCCAGGGGGAAGUCUGGCACAAGACGCCGAGCAAGGCCUGUCCAGCUCUGCCAUGCAACUCUCGGAUCUCGCGCUCUUUGUCGAUAUCAGAGAGCCAAACUGUGAGAUCGGCUCCCUGCACUUCAACUUGCUCUCCAAGCAGUUCACCGUCAGCGGCCUGGCUCUCUUCAACCUUGCCGUCAGUAUGCCGCCUCAAGAGAUCGAUGUCGCUUCAGUGACGCUCAGCAUGACUCAGCGGUACGAGCUGACAAGCCCAAGAAGAUUCGCUGUCAAGGAUCCCGUACCGGCCAGUAAGGCGACCGUCAAGGUACCGCCACCCCACAGACGUACCGUCGUCAAGCUGGACGGUCAUUCAGAAUAUGCAGCCGGCAGCAAUCUGCUAGAGGCGCACGAGCUUUUGCCAGAUACGACGUUGAGCGAAGAAGAUGCCCAAGCAGAGCUCGAGGAGCAGCAUCGAGGUAGACAUGCAUCGACCCACGGUCACCAUUCGUCUGGCAUGCCCGCUGCGACCAUCACCCGGUCAGGUCCCCUCAGCGCAUCGCCCUCGCCGUCGACGACACCUCGGGGCCAAUCGCCCUCGCGAGGCGGCUUCCGGUCCACAAGUCGCAAGCCGAGCAAAGCAGCGAGCGGGUCUGACAAGCCGCUCAAGUCGUUCAAGAGGCUCAGGGUAGGCGAGCGGCUCACAACGUCCUGGCUUGCUCGGGUGCCCAACGACGAUGUCUUGCGGCCGAGCACUCAUCCGGGAUCGAUCACGCCCAUCAGAGUGUCGCACGAGCUAGCUCUCGAGAUCAGGUACUCGCUACCCGACGAUCCCAAGACACGGAUCCUGACGAUCAAGAAGCCGGUCUUACUGGCUUCUUGCUGCUGCUCGGACGAGAACCUGAAGCUGCCUUCGUACGAAGAAGUGGCAGGUCCGGCGAGCGAAUACACAUCACCCGACACGCAUCCUAUGGCAGACACGAGGCACGAUUGCCAAUGCAGGCUCACGUUUGAACAGCUUUUACAGGAGCAGAAGACCUGGCUGACCAGCGAGCUCGUCAGUCGUCGGUACGGUGCGCAAGCGCCAACUUCUGCCGCUCUGGAAGCGGCCUGGCAAGCAAAGUCCCGUCAGUAG